Molecule: messenger RNA, 1502 nt
Organism: Drosophila miranda
Lineage: Eukaryota; Metazoa; Arthropoda; Insecta; Diptera; Drosophilidae
Product: histidine-rich glycoprotein
Exons: 3
Coding region: 822-1370 (182 amino acids)
Source: RefSeq, a predicted model, not a curated record
UCUGGCCCUAUCGAUAAGUGAUAUCGAUGAGUAUUCGAAUUCUAAAAAAUGAUCGCAUUUCAAACGGAGAAAUACCUUAAAUUGAAUAACACCCUCAAAAUCCACUGUACGAUUGCAUAAUAGUUGGGCCCCAACGUGCAUGCGAUCUGUUUGUUACGUCGUACUGGGUUUUCUACAACACCAGUCAUGUAUUUAACGCGAGCUGCACCAUGCAACAUAAAUAAGUAGGUAUUAAACACAUACCGCACUCCAGCUUAUUUCCGUUGACUGAGUUUGAGCUGAGCUUCAGCUGGGGCUCGCUCGGGUGCAGGUGCAGGCCUCCGUGCCUUCCGUCUGCGUGAGCGAAGAAGUUCACACACAACAGUCGAAGGAAACGAAAUAACGGAAAAUAAAGAAAUAAAAGCAGUUAGGAAACAUCUCCACCGAUACCCCCAUUCCAUGUGACGCUGACGAUGAAAAAAUGAAUCUUAAUCCAUAUCGAUGCUGAUUUAACCUGUUACUUCAUCUUGAACAACCAAUCGAAACAAUCCGAAGGAAACAGAGGAUCGCUCUCCUCGAGUGUAGGGUGUCAACGGAGUGCGGCCAAAGUGCUUUGAGGAAUUCGCAGUGGCAAGAAACCACCCACAAUCCAUGAGGCAGCCACAUCACAUAUAAUGGAAAUUGUGGGUUUUAGUGGUGCGCGUGCGCAUGCGCCUGCCUAUGCUGCGGCACGGAAGCAAAUCCAGCUGCCGGCGGGCAUUCCACCAGCCCAGCGCCACAUUCCAGCCUAGCUCCAACGGCUAGGUGCUGCUAGCGGGGUAAUAUAUAAAUGAACGAGUUGCAUGGGGCCAGCCACCAGAGCAUUUGGAGCCUUCGCAGCGGGCACAUCGUCAGAGUCUUCAACGGCGCAUUCGAAACAAAAACCAAGCGACAUGGAUAAUCGGAGCGCGCUGCUGAGAAUCGCUGUCGUGAUAGCGAUGGUUCUGCUCUUUGUGUGUGUUCAGGAAACGAAUGCCGGCAGUCAACAGAAGAAAAAGAAGAUUGUGAUACACGUGCCGAUUCACAAGAAAAUCGAGAAACAUAUCCAUACGGUGGUGAAGCAUGUGCACCACCACCACAAACCCCUUGUCCUGAAGGAGGAGAAGAAAGUCAUCCACGAGGACCAUCGUCCCAUCCAGAUACACCAGACCAAGGAGCUGGUACACCACCACGAGAAGCACGACCAUCAUGACCAUCACGACCACCACGACUACCAUGAGCACCAGCUCCAGCACCCGGUGUCUGAGGUAGAAGAGGAGGAGGAAGAGCACAUUCACCACCAUCACAACUACGAGCACAAGGGCCGGGACGAUUUUAUCGGCGGCGAUGGGAGUAGCAGCGAGGAGCGCUGACUAUGCGACGCCUGCACCGAGUGUCGGGACUUAAAGCGUCUGCGCAGACUGAUCUUUACGUAAAACUACCCAAAAUAAAAUAAGCGCCCUAGAUGCUGUUCGGAUUUCUCAUUUGUGAUUUUAUUAGGUCAA